Molecule: messenger RNA, 1707 nt
Organism: Peniophora sp. CBMAI 1063
Lineage: Eukaryota; Fungi; Basidiomycota; Agaricomycetes; Russulales; Peniophoraceae
Source: the annotation of a GenBank genome assembly
AUGCUGCGAUUACCUAUAGAGGUCCUUGAAUAUCUCAUCGACGGACUCGAUCGGCGCGAGGACCUACUUUCGUUUGCGCUAACAUGCAUGCGCCUCCGCGACAUCAUCAUCCCUUCACACCUACCUUACCGUCGAGUCGUCAUCUCGAUGUACUUCCAGCCAUUCUUCGACUUCAUAAGGUCCCGUCCAAACCUCGCGGGACGGGUGCGCGAGCUGACGCUCGUCAAUGCUUCGCCAUACGCCAUUAUCCCACGCGCACAUGCCUUCCGCAGAAAGCUCCCCGAGUCGCGUCUGCUCUUCGCCUCGGGGUACGACGACGAGUUCUUGUACGACAGAGGCUAUGAUGGAAUUGCUAAGCGACCUUUCGACGUUCGCUCAACACUUGACGACGCGCUCUUCAGCCUCCCACGUCUGCGUCGUCUACAGAUUCGUGGCGAUACUGCGGGGCUGCCGCUCGAGCGUAUCAUGGCGUUCCAUCAUGAUCGACUCGAAGGAUUUUCUGCGGACCGUAACUCCUCAUUUGAAGCUCAAGGGGGUGAUCCCUUCCCCCUAUUAUCCUCAGACUUAUGGAUGAUGUCAGAAUUGCGCACCUUUGAGAUCAGCAUGGCAUUAAGCUCAUCAUACUGGGACUCAUUCUGCGCCGUACUCGAUCGCUCACCCAUGCUAGAGACGCUCGCCGUACCGCUCUUCUCAUACUCUACGGACGACUCCCUUUGUCACCUGCCACGGCUAAAGCAUCUCCGCCAUGUCUCUGCACAUAGCUUCUCUCGGGUUGACUCCAGUGACGCCAUAUCGCAACGCCUCUUCUAUUUCCUGUCAUAUCAUCCUACGGUCGAGGAAGUACAUUGGACGAGCAGCUCAACGGUACCCCUGAGGAUGCCGCGACUACCAGCGGUGAAGCGAAUGUUCGACAUGAGCCACGCACAUGUACUGGCCUGCACACUUCCGGAAUUCAGCCGCCAUCAUAUUCUCGGGCCAGAUCUAGACACUGUCACAAUGUCGGUCUUCCCUGUUCCGUACGAAGCGUACGAUUUCACGAUUUGGGACUGGGGAUACCUUGGCCGCGUAUUCCCCACAACUCUCCGUUGCUUGCAUGUCGACUCCAUACAUGACGUGUUUGAAUCCUAUGAGAUGCUAGACGCGCUCUCGAGGAUGUUCCCCAAUCUUGAGGAGCUCCUCCUGCCGAUCCACGGUACAAGAUACGCCGUCAAACUCACAGAGCGACAAGCACGCAGCUACCCUAUUGGUCGAGCGCCGGAGACGAUGCUAGUGGAGCGAUGUCCUCUCAUACGAGAGAUCCACGGGAGAUUUCCGAGAUCGAGUUCGGUCGCGGGCGUGGAUAUCGGGUUGAGGACGCACACUCAGCGCUUGAGGGCUUUCCAUAGUUCUUCCACCGGGAGCAUGCCGACAUAUCUUGAUAUGAACACCUUCUUCGAAGUGGCCAGUAACCUCCGCGCGCUGCGCGAACAGUACCCGCUUCUCCGCCAGGUCAACGGGUGGCACCUCGACACCGACCUCUCGCGAGAAGUCAUCAUGGAUGUAGACCCUGGCUGGAAGCUAUACAGGAGCAAGAUGGGCGUGCAAGUUGUGCUCACACGCGAGAGUAUCUGCGUACGGUAUGCAGGCUCUCGUGCCGGAUCACAACCUAUUCCGUUGCAGGUCAAACGUCCUCAUCCCAUACCAAGGACGUACUAUUGGAACGGAUGA